CUUCCUCCACGGCAGAAAUCAAACGACUCAGGAAGGGAGAUUUCGCCCAAGGUAAAGAUGAAAACGGUCAACUUCAACUGUCAGACGUCUGCCCCAAACAAUCAUGGCUACCUAAUCCCACAAAGGUUGCCACACACCUAACUAAAAAUGGCUGGUCCAAGGCUUCACUAUCGGGGUGCUUUCCUGCCCAACUCCAAAAUGGCGCUCACUGGCCUCUCUACAAGUUGCAAACUUUCCCAGUAUCCUCUCUGGCUUAAUCGUCAGGUGACGCGAGCCUCAGCCGGAAGUGAAGGAAAAAGCGCUUCAGCCCGCGGCGCCUGCGCAGAAGGCUCCAGACGCUGAGAGGCAGGAGGCACUUGGGAUCGUCCGCAGGGUUUGGGACUGCUACAGAGGCCGCCACGGAGCCCGCCGGAGCCACCGUUCCUGCUGCUGCUGCUGCCGCCGCCCGAAUCGGAACCGUCGGGCUGCAGCCGCCGGCAAUGCCGCGAAGGAAGAGAAAUGCAGGCAGUAGUUCAGAUGGAACCGAAGAUUCCGAUUUUUCUACAGAUCUCGAGCACACAGACAGUUCAGAGAGUGAUGGUACAUCACGACGUUCUGCCCGAGUCACUCGCUCUUCAGCCAGGCUAAGCCAGAGUUCUCAAGAUUCUAGCCCUGUUCGAAAUUUGCCAUCUUUUGGUGCUGAGGAGCCCGCAUAUUCUACCAGAAGAGUGACCCGUAGUCAGCAGCAGCCCACCCCAGUGACUCCAAAAAAGUACCCUCUUCGGCAGACUCGCUCAUCUGGCUCUGAAACGGAACAGGUGGUUGAUUUUUCAGAUAGAGAAACUAAAAACACAGCUGAUCAUGAUGAGUCACCUCCUAGAACUCCAACUGGAAAUGCACCUUCUUCUGAGUCUGACAUCGACAUCUCUAGUCCCAAUGUGUCUCAUGAUGAGAGCAUUGCCAAGGACAUGUCCCUGAAGGACUCAGGCAGUGAUCUCUCUCACCGUCCCAAGCGCCGUCGAUUUCACGAAAGCUACAAUUUCAAUAUGAAAUGUCCUACGCCAGGCUGCAACUCUCUAGGACAUCUUACAGGAAAACACGAGAGACAUUUCUCCAUCUCAGGAUGCCCGCUCUAUCAUAACCUCUCAGCUGACGAAUGCAAGGUGAGAGCACAGAGCCGGGAUAAGCAGAUAGAAGAAAGGAUGCUGUCCCACAGGCAAGAUGACAACAACAGGCAUGCAACCAGGCACCAGGAACACAGACAGACCUAUGGGAACACUCGGGAGCCUCUCUUGGAAAAUCUGACAAGCGAAUAUGACUUAGAUCUUUUCCGAAGAGCACAAGCCCGGGCUUCUGAGGAUUUGGAGAAGUUACGGCUUCAAGGCCAAAUAACAGAGGGGAGCAACAUGAUUAAAACAAUUGCUUUUGGGCGCUAUGAGCUGGAUACUUGGUACCAUUCUCCCUAUCCUGAAGAAUAUGCACGGCUGGGACGUCUCUACAUGUGUGAAUUCUGCUUAAAGUACAUGAAGAGCCAAACAAUACUCCGCCGACACAUGGCCAAGUGUGUGUGGAAACACCCCCCUGGUGAUGAGAUAUACCGCAAAGGCUCCAUCUCUGUGUUUGAAGUAGAUGGCAAGAAAAACAAGAUCUACUGCCAAAACCUGUGCCUUUUGGCGAAGCUUUUUCUGGACCAUAAGACGUUAUACUAUGAUGUAGAACCUUUCCUGUUCUACGUUAUGACAGAAGCAGACAAUACUGGCUGUCACCUGAUUGGAUAUUUUUCUAAGGAGAAGAAUUCAUUUCUCAACUACAAUGUGUCCUGUAUCCUCACCAUGCCUCAGUAUAUGAGACAGGGCUAUGGCAAAAUGCUCAUUGAUUUCAGUUAUUUACUUUCCAAAGUGGAAGAGAAAGUAGGCUCUCCAGAGCGCCCCCUGUCGGACCUGGGGCUCAUAAGCUACCGAAGCUACUGGAAGGAAGUGCUGCUUCGGUACCUGCACAACUUUCAGGGCAAGGAAAUUUCCAUCAAAGAAAUCAGCCAGGAAACAGCUGUGAAUCCCGUGGACAUUGUCAGCACUCUUCAAGCCCUUCAGAUGCUCAAGUACUGGAAAGGCAAGCACCUAGUUUUGAAGAGACAGGACCUGAUAGAUGAAUGGAUAGCCAAAGAAGCCAAAAGGUCCAACUCCAAUAAAACCAUGGAUCCAAGCUGCUUAAAAUGGACCCCUCCCAAGGGCACUUAAAGUGACCUGUCAUUCUGAGCCAGCGAGCCCCAGCAGUAGGAAUCCGUACCCUAGGGAUCUGUCUGUCAUUUCUGUUGCUCUUGUGAUUGGCAAGUACAGUAUCCUUUGGGAAGGCCACCCCCUCAGGACUGUCCUGGCUCCGACCUUCGUGUACACUGCAGACACUGGUUCUGAGGAACUGUUGUUUCGGCCUCAGUGAGGUUGCCUGGACGGAUCUGUAUUAGGCUCAAGUACAGAUCCUCAUAGCACUGACCCAGGAGUUGUGUUAUGGUACUGUACCUGUCCAGUCACUGGUUCCCUCAUAUUCGUUAGCCCCGUGAGGUUUGUUGUGUCCUGAACUUUGUGCUAGUGCUUUUUCCUGCCUGGUUACCAGACCUCCAAACAUGGUCGCAACCGAAGAGCCCUUUGCAGUUAUUCCUUACACAUUCUUCAUGAAGGGGCGGGGAAGAGGCAGCACUUAGAGUAAUGUCUGUCUCCUGGGAGGGUCAUUCAUCCUGGAUUUCAUUUCACUGUCACUUAUUUUUCCAUUUUGUCAGAUGACUUGCCUUUGGUCAGGGUCAGAGUGGCCCGAGCUAGGUAUUCCUAAAUCGUUUCCCAGGGAAUCACAUCAGCUGGUCCAUCCGAAUGAGACAGGGUGAAGAGGAAGAGGCGGUGAUUCCAAAUUUUUCUUUGUGUUCACUCACGGGCACUGGGCAGUAUCUUACUGGAAGGAAAUGGGUAAUUCUUUUUUCACAGCAGAAAGUACCCCCUCUUUUUAUUUCCUGCCCCCUUUUAUGUUGGCAGUUGCCUAGUAUUUUAGCAGUUUUCUUUCAUGCCACAUGGUAGUUGAUUAAUCACAUGCAGAUAUUUCCACCUGCCUUUGCCAGUCUGGUGUAGGGCAGAUACACUUCCACAUAAGUUGCACUGAUUUUGUCCAGAGCUUCCUGGGAGAAGUGGAAAGUGGUUGAAAAUGAGUUCUGUUUCUCAGCCCAUUACUCAGCAAGACAGGGGACACACCGCUACGGUUUGCUUCCCUUCAACAGUGCCUCCCCCUACAACAGGCUGAAGUGCUUCUGUCCCUCCAAGAACUUCAUUGCCCUUUUAGAACUUGCCACCAUCAUCCUGUUCUCUGGUUUCCUAUUUUUGGUGGUGUUAAGUGAAGGAAGAAAUGUUCCCUCUAAUUUCUCUCUGUCCCAUUAUAUAACCUGCUAUCUUGGGGGCAGCUUUUGAUGUCUGACAUGUCACCCUUCCCAACUUGGUCUCCUGCAGCACUGCUGUCUUCACGUGGCACCCUCACCACAAUCCUAACUCUGGUCAUUUGUGCCUUUCUCUUGUCAUCUCUGUACACUACUAAUAUCCACUGUGGGUUGGAGGGAGCUGAUCUUAAGCAUGUUCAGUGGCAGCUCCCCUCCAGUUUCAGUGUCACUGUUAACAUUUAUCCAAAUGCUGUUCACUGGGGAUUUUUCUUAAGGGAUAAAGGCCUUUUACAGAUGCUGAACCCUUCCCCACAUGUGGUAGAAUGUGCUCUUCUUUAUCUACUCAAUAAAGCAUGUUCUCUGCUCA
Alexandromys fortis (reed vole) is the source of this 3758-nucleotide messenger RNA. It is a transcript of the gene Kat7, whose product is annotated as lysine acetyltransferase 7. Gene Ontology annotation, biological process: positive regulation of transcription by RNA polymerase II; negative regulation of DNA-templated transcription. Gene Ontology annotation, molecular function: histone acetyltransferase activity; zinc ion binding; transcription coregulator activity. The record is from RefSeq and is a predicted model, not a curated record. Gene Ontology annotation, cellular component: chromatin; nucleus. The coding region runs from base 480 to 2216 and encodes 578 amino acids. Lineage: Eukaryota; Metazoa; Chordata; Mammalia; Rodentia; Cricetidae. The transcript is spliced from 14 exons.